Molecule: messenger RNA, 1908 nt
Organism: Drepanopeziza brunnea f. sp. 'multigermtubi' MB_m1
Lineage: Eukaryota; Fungi; Ascomycota; Leotiomycetes; Helotiales; Drepanopezizaceae
Source: RefSeq, a predicted model, not a curated record
AUGGACCAUGAGAAGCCUGAAGUUGUGUCGCCGCAAAUCUACGAGAUCAGCGAGGCGACUCGAUCGCCAAUUACCCCUGACAUUGAAUAUCCCCCUUCCGUAAACGAGCCUACAAAUGUCGACGAACGCAACGAGCCACGAGGGGAGAGUGUAUGGAGAGUAUUGAGGGAGAGGCACAUCAAUGUAAGCCCGACCGACGACCCUCGAGGCACUAUUGGAAAUGGUAAGCGGAUUGGACUCCAGACUCGCCAAAUGCUGAUACUAUCAACACAAGGCCUUUUUCUCGGAUGCGGCACUUCACUAGCUGUCGCUGGACCAGGCGGCGCGGUUCUUUCUUACGUCUUGAUGGGUACUGUGAUAUCGUCGGUGAUAUCAUCAUUGUGUGAAAUGACUGCUCUGAUGCCUGUCAAUGCCCCAGUCAUGGAGUUCCCUCGACGCUUCCUUGACCGCGGAGUUGGCUUCGCAGUUGGUUGGAUGUACUGGUUUGCAUAUACUAUUCUUGCUGCCGAUGAACUAGUUGCCGUUUCGAAUACGAUCAGGUUUCGAUACGAUGACCACAAGACAUUCUUACACUGGAGCACUGGAGAGAAUGUCGAUAAUGCAGUCUGGAUAUCGUUAUUUCUCGUUAUUGUGAUAUGCAUCAACAUGUUCCCAGUCUUUGGCGAGCUCGAAUACAUCUUUGGAUGCUUCAAGAUCAUCUUCAUCGUAAUGCUGAUCAUGAUGAUGCUUGUUCUGGGUAUCAUGAGGCCACGCGCCGAUGCAUAUUAUUCCCAAGUGAUAGGAUCAAGAUAUUGGGACAGACCCUACUCGUUCUUCAACCCAGUCUAUCAGGUCAAGGACGAAGACGGAAACAUCCAACGCGUGAUCCAAGGCACCAUUGGUACCUUUCUAGCUAUGUGGACAACGAUCGUCCACGCCAUCUUUGCCUACGUCGGCAUGGAUAUCAUCGCCUCCACCGCCGCUGAGAGUAAAUCCCUCGCCGACGCCGAAAGCAUGAAGAUGGGAGCCCGGAAGAUCAACCUCCGAAUCAUCACGCUCUACUCUCUAGCCAUGCUCACGGUCUCCUUCGUCGUCCCCAGCGACCACCCAUUCAUCAAUGGGAAAGCACAAUCCGUUGGUGCCAAGUCGCCUUUCAUCAUUGCCGUCGUCGAAGCCGGAAUCCCCUCCGCUGCGCACCUCUUCAAUGCCGUCUUUGUGUUCUCGUCGUUCACCUGCGCCAUAAACUCGAUGUAUGUGGCUUCCAGGGUUCUGCAUACGUUGGCAUUGCAGGAUCAGACGGGGCCGGAAUUCAUCUCUAGGAGACUCCGGGCUUGUCGAUCUGGGGUUCCCACUCGAGCAGUUUUGGUAACUGCGGCCAUGAUGUUGAUAGGAUAUAUGGGACGUACUGGAAGCCCAGGAGAGCGACUGAGCGAGCUUGCAUCAAACUGCACAGUAUCAUGUCUCAUCGUCUACAUUUCCAUUUGCGCCACACUCGAAGACGUCAAACUCUACGGCAACGCCUCCGAAGCCCAAGCCGCCAUGUACGACCGCGACCACGCCCGCUACCCGUACAAGUCCCACGGGCAGUGGCUCAAAGCCGCCUACGGCAUGGUCGCCUGCAGCAUCCUCCUCGUCUUCAACGGCGUGGCCGCCUUCCUCGAGGACCCGUUCGACACGCGCCGCUUCGUCGCCUCCUACAUCGGCAUCCCCGUCUUCCUCGUCCUCAUCCUCGGCUACAAGGUCCGCCGCCACGGCCUCGGCCUCUCCCGCCUCCGCCACUGGGGUCCCGAGCGGUCGAACGAUCUGCGGAAUACCAUCCAGGCCUCGGGCGCGAAGACGCGCAAGGGCAAGCUGCUGUUCCCCGCGAGCGGCCUCACGCUGGAGAACGCCCGGACGCUCGCUGAUUGGAUCUGGGUCUGGUUGAAGUAG